CGAGCGUUUUGCUUCUUCAGGUCGGCUCUGCAGCGAAGCUCCGUUCCCGGUCUUCGGCUGGCUGCGGACCCCGCGCCCCUACCUCGGCUGCGGCGAGUCACGUGGCUUCUGGUGUGGUUGUCGCUCGGGCUGCUCAUGACGCAGGACCUGAGUGCCGUCGUGAACGACUACCUCUGUUUCGACGACAUCGUAACCGUAUCGGUACACGAGCCGGCGCGACACACCUUCCCCGCUGUCACCGUGUGCAAUAUGAACCCGAUGCGUCUGUCGGCCCUUUGCACCCCUCGCCUGUUGCCUGUUCACGAGCACGACUGGUCAUUGAAGUACUGGAGACGCCUCGUCUGUAACUCCACUACUCACUGGGACAUCGCGUUGAGCGAGGAGGACCUGGAACGCCAGCGAGAGCUGACCGAAUGGAGCAAGACAGUGUUCCGCGACAACCGAUUCGCCAAUCUUCACCUGGGACACCAAAUGAAGGACAUGGUGCGACAGUGCACCUUAAAUGGCGAAGACUGCCGUGAGGGCGGGUACGCGGCACGUGGCCGAUUUGUUGAUCAUGUUUGGGACGGUGGCAAAGCGUUUGAAAAAACGAGGCAGUAG
This is a messenger RNA of Rhipicephalus sanguineus (brown dog tick), 600 nucleotides long. RefSeq lists its product as uncharacterized. The coding region runs from base 136 to 600 and encodes 154 amino acids. The record is from RefSeq and is a predicted model, not a curated record. The transcript has 2 exons. Gene Ontology annotation, cellular component: membrane. Gene Ontology annotation, biological process: sodium ion transport. NCBI's taxonomy places the organism in Eukaryota, Metazoa, Arthropoda, Arachnida, Ixodida, Ixodidae. Gene Ontology annotation, molecular function: sodium channel activity.